Molecule: messenger RNA, 1688 nt
Organism: Populus trichocarpa (black cottonwood)
Lineage: Eukaryota; Viridiplantae; Streptophyta; Magnoliopsida; Malpighiales; Salicaceae
Product: wall-associated receptor kinase-like 1
Exons: 2
Coding region: 861-1295 (144 amino acids)
Biological process (GO): protein phosphorylation; cell surface receptor signaling pathway
Cellular component (GO): plasma membrane
Molecular function (GO): ATP binding; protein serine/threonine kinase activity
Source: RefSeq, a predicted model, not a curated record
GAGAGCUUUUUUCUUGCAUUUUGAAAUCUGAAGCAAUUAUAUAUUUUUUUCUUUUAACAGAAAAUGUGGAGAAGUGCUUGGAUCCUCGGUAAAUUUCUUGUUAUAUUUUCUUUUAACAAUGCAGGGGGGUACAAUUGCCCAUGGCCUGCUGGGUAUUAUAAAAUUAUAACCAAUGCUACCAACUCAGAUCAGAAACCAAAAAACCUAGAGCUAUCAUCGUUAUAGGAUGUGGAUCCGUUCUUGGAUUAAUGUUGCUCCUUAUCGGAGCAUUGUGGUUGUACAAGUUGAUUAAAAGAAGAAAGGUGAUUAAGCUGAAGCAAAUGUUUUUCAAAAGGAAUGGUGGGCUAUUAUUGCAGCAACAACUUUCUGCAAGUGAAAGCAAUGUCGAGCGAACAAAAUUUUUUGCCUCCAAGGAGUUGGAGAAGGCCACAGACAACUAUCAUGAGCGUCGAAUUCUAGGCCAAGGAGGUCAAGGAACUGUUUACAAAGGAGUGUAGACAGAUGGAAGAAUUGUAGCUAUCAAGAAAUCGAAAGAAGUGGACCAGUGCAGACUAGAAGAAUUUAUCAACGAGAUUGUAAUUUUGUCACAAAUUAACCAUAGAAAUGUUGUUGAGUUAUUUGGAUGUUGCUUGGAGACAGAAGUUCCUCUACUAGUCUAUAAGUUCAUCCCUAAUGGAACUCUCUUCCAACAACUACAUCAUCCGAAUGGUGAGUUUCCUUUUACAUGGGAAAUUCGUUUAAGGAUUGCUGUAGAAGUUGCUAAUGCUGUAUCUUAUCUGCAUUCAGCAGCUUCCGUACCUGUUUAUCAUCGCGACAUAAAGUCUACAAACAUACUUUUAGAUGAUGAAUAUAAAGCCAAAAUGUCAGAUUUUGGAACUUCAAGAGCACUUGCCAUUGAUCAAACUCACUUGACCACUCUUGUAUUGGGAACUAUUGGCUACCUUGAUCCAGAGUAUUUACAGUCAAAUCAGUUCACCGAAAAGAGAGAUGUUUACAGCUUUGGAGUAGUUCUCUUCGAGCUUUUAACAGGGCAGUUUGCAACCCCAGCCGGGGAUGUACAGAAUUUAGCAGCAUAUUUUCGACAGUCAAUGGAAGAGAAUCGUUUGUUCGAAAUCGUUGAUGCUGGAGUUCUCAAGGAGGGUAGGAAAGAAGAGAUUACAGCAGUUGGUAAGCUAGCAAGAAGAUGUUUAGACUUGAAUGGCCAGACAAGACCCGACAUGAAGACUACUGCAAAGGACUUGGAAAUGAUCAGAGCUUCACAAGGAGCUUCUUCUGCCAUUCAAGAAGAAACUUGAAGGGGUUGAUUAUACUGUAGGUUACAUUACUGUGCCAUGGAAUGCUUCAUCAACUGCAACUGGAUAAUGUUAGAAUACUGGCACUGUAUCUGUGCAAAUAGAUAGGCAGCCACAUCUACUUUAAAAUUUCCCUCCGAUGGAAAUGUUUGCCCUUUUCUUCAUUGACGACUCAUUGCAUCAGCUAAUAGAAUAAAUUAUUUUUCCCAGACUUGGACUGUAUAUAUAUGUUGGUAACUAUAAUCUGUCAGUGUUAUUUAUGUUCGUGACCAUUGACAUGAUCAUCAACUGUAUGAAUCAAUAUUUUUUACUCGAAUAAACAUCAAUAUUGCAACUAAUUACCCGAAUUAACUUCCCAGGUCACGUAUUGCAUGUAACACACUGAAUCCUUUCCAG